UGAAAACGGUAUAACGUUGCGCCCAGUCGCUCGUUUCCGUCUUCCCCAGUGCCUGUCAGCCAUUGUGUAGCUCCUCUGUUCGCCGGGUCCUUUGGGUUUGAUUGGCGAGAGGCUACCAUCGUCGUUUUCUAAGUGUGUGUGUAUAGAGAAGGGUAUAUAUAUAUUUAUAUAUAUAUAUAUACACGAGUUAUUACAUACAUACACGUACGCGUAGUUAAUAGACGGGCAGACAGAACGACGAGUAGAUCGGUUCGCGUUUUUAACGAAACUGAUCUCUAGCGAAAAUGUAUAGCAACGGAUAUCCCAAUCAAACUUCUUACAGACCCAGGGGGAACAGGGAAUAUGGCAACAGGAACGGCGGUGGCGGUGGAACGUACUGGAACAGUCAACAACAAAAUCAGAAUGACUACGCCAUGAAAAAGCAAAAUCAAAAGAAAUGUCCUGGCGAUCAGUUGAAAAAACCAAAUUGGGAGACGCCUCUGAUGCCUGCAAUAACAAAAAACUUGUACGUUCCGCACGCCAACGUUAGAGGAAGAACUCCAGACGAGGUGACCCAAUACCAUGCUGGCAAAGAAAUUACCGUCAAGGGAAACAACACUCCUUUCCCUAUACAAGCCUUUGAAGAAAGCAAUUUCCCUGAGUACGUCAUGCAGGAAAUUAGAAAACAAGGAUUUCAAGAACCCACCGCUAUUCAGGCUCAAGGAUGGCCCAUUGCUCUCAGUGGCCGUGACAUGGUCGGCAUUGCCCAAACUGGAUCUGGAAAAACUCUUGCUUACAUUCUACCAGCAACGGUGCACAUAAACAACCAACCGCGUCUGAAUCGCGGUGACGGUCCGAUCGUGUUAGUAUUGGCACCAACGAGGGAAUUGGCUCAGCAGAUCCAGACGGUGGCGAGGGAUUUCGGUUCGUCGUCGAGGAUCCGUAACACAUGUAUAUUCGGAGGAUCGCCGAAGGGUCCGCAGGCACGUGACCUGGAGCACGGAGUGGAAAUUUGUAUAGCAACACCGGGACGUCUGAUAGAUUUUCUGGAGAAGGGAACGACGAAUUUGCGAAGAUGUACGUAUUUGGUGUUGGACGAGGCCGAUCGAAUGUUGGACAUGGGAUUCGAGCCUCAGAUCCGUAAGAUAAUUGAGCAGAUAAGGCCGGACCGUCAGGUGUUGAUGUGGUCGGCAACUUGGCCGAAGGAGGUGCAAGCGUUGGCAGAAGAUUUCCUGACAGAUUAUAUUCAGAUAAACAUAGGUUCGUUGACAUUGGCAGCGAAUCACAACAUCCGUCAGAUAAUCGAGAUAUGUCAGGAGCACGAGAAGGAGCAAAAGUUGUCGAGUUUGUUGAGAGAGAUCGGCUGCGAUCGUGGAAACAAAACGAUAAUAUUCGUCGAGACGAAAAAGAAAGUGGACGACAUAACGAAAGCGAUAAAACGUGAGGGAUGGUCGGCGAUUUCGAUACACGGUGACAAAUCCCAGCCGGAGCGAGAUUACGUGCUGACGGAAUUCCGUAACGGAAAAACUCCGAUUCUGGUAGCCACGGAUGUUGCCGCCCGUGGUUUGGACGUGGAGGAUGUUAAAUACGUUGUGAAUUUCGAUUAUCCAAACAGUUCGGAGGAUUAUAUCCACAGGAUAGGUAGAACGGGGCGUUGUCAAGCCGCUGGUACGGCGUACGCAUAUUUCACACCGAACAACGCGCGUCAAGCGAAAGAACUGAUAUCCGUGUUGGAGGAAGCUGGACAAGCGAUAAAUCCUCAAUUGGCGGAAUUGGCUAAUUCGCAACGCAAUCAAUUCGGCAAAGGACGUCAACGUUGGAGCAUUGCGAGAUCGGUGACUAAUCCGAAAGACGGAAUGGGCAACGGAAGUCCGAGGAGUAAUUCGAGCCCCACGGGAAGCGGCUACGUCGGCGGUGGAACCGGAAGUUGGCACAAUCAGCACAACUCGAUGCAUGAUCGUGGAGCGAUGAUGAGACAGAACAACGGCUACGUAAACAAUCGUCAAAACUCUUAUCAAAACGGCUAUCACCAACAAUCCCAACAACAUCAACCGAUGAAUCAACAUCAUCAGCAACAAGUUCAACAACAGCAACAACAGCCUCGCCACAUCAACGGAUAUCCCCAAAACGGCUAUCAAAACGGUGGCAAUGGUUAUCAACAAAAUGGCUCCGGUGGACCAAGAUAUCAAGGACGCACGGGCAACAGUGGUGCCGGAAACGGUGGCGGAUAUCAAGGCAGCCGUAUCAACAAUCGUCAAAAUCAAGCCUACGGAGCGACCCCCAAUGGCCAAGGAAUGUACUCGAUGCCACCACCCUUCAUCAUGCCAUCCGGUGGCCACACCGACACGAGUAUACAGAGCCUCGUGAAUAACAAAUUCUUCCAGACGAACAGACCACCACCACCGCCUGCGAAUCCCUGCGCCUAUCAAUCCAUGAGCUACGGACAAUUCCAGGCAGUACCACCUUACGGUUACCCUUACCCACCGACACCCGUUCAGCAGUGACGCUUCACACGAGGUAAAUCAGUCGUCGGGGCUUGCGUCAAAUAAUUUGGCAAAAGGUAACUGGGCGGGAAAGAGCAGUGAUUAAAUUAAACAUUUCUUUGACUAUAUCGAAAUGGAAGAAAAUACAAAAAAAAAUAAAUAAGGGGGAAUAAAAAUAAGAAAUACGUUUAAUUGAUGCACGAAAUAAUUCGCAAAGAAAUCGUAACGACACGUAAGAUAUUCGCGAGUCCCUCGAACCGCGUCCAUCAAUGAGAAAUAUAAAAGAAAUACAAAAUAAUAAUAAUAAUAAUAAUAAUCACUAUUAUGGAACGGUGGUAUUUUUUUCGAAAACAUGUUUUUAAAUGUAAUUGUUUGUUUAAACUAUAAUUUUUUUUUUUCCUUAACUUUUUCUUUCUUAAUAUCGUAUCUUUCUGGAAUGCUGCCGAAAAUGCUUUUGAGUGUCGAUUUUUUUUUUGUUUAUACAAUCCGCGUAUUAACGAGAUAGCGAUAGAGAAAAACGAACGAUGAUUCGAGUAAAACGGAUCGUUGAAGAAAAUCGUUUUUUUUUUCCUUUCGUCGGAUAUAAGAUUGAAACGAUCGUUUUGUUUUUAGGGUCGUCGGGCGGGAGGGGGGGGGGGGGGGGGGGGAAGAAAAAUCUAUAUUUUUUUCACGGGACACUUGAGAGUAAGCUUUUUUGCACAAUAAUGCGCGUGUAAUAAUAAAAAUAAAAAAAAACGAUAAUUGUGCCGGAACGUUUAAUUCCUCAUCGAUUUUUUACAAGGGAGGGGGAAUAAAAACGUAAAGAAAAAAAAUCUUUGCGAUUCGAUAUUCCUUGAAUCGAGGAUUAGGGCACAUUCCAGAAACGAGUCUUGAUGUAGCGUUUAGCUUGUUAGUUGAGGGUAAUAUUGAUAUCUAAUAUUAAUAAUGUUUAAAGUAUGAGCAGAAAAUAUGAAGAUCGAAAGAACGACAAGAAUUAAUGGUGAAAAAUGAAUUGAAAAAAAAAAAAGAAAAAACGAGAGAGAAAGAAAGAAAUAAAAAGACUCAUACAGAAUAUUUGGUCGUGGCCACGAAUGUAGUUAAACGAUGGUCAUUCAUAAUGGUAUUUGAAUAGUAAUCUCCUUGCGAAAAAAAAACUAUGUAUACUUACCUGUAUGCUUUUCUGAAAUGCACGAAACAUAUAGAAGGGGCGGGGACGUAGGGGAAUGUUGAAUGGGUGGGUUAGUUUAAUAAUUUAUGAUUUAUUUAUAUAUAUAUGUGUUUCUCUCGCGUAAUGCAGAUAAAGCUCCACGAAAGAAAGAAAAAAGAAAGGAAAUAAGUGAAACAAUACAAAAUGAUGAAUAAAAUGAUGAAAAAACGUUUGAAAGAGAUGAAAGAAAAAAAUGAGAGAAGAAUAAUAAGAGAUAAAGAGAAUAACUCGAAAACGAGAAACGAUUAUAAAUUGGCCUUUUGCAUAAAAAUAAAGCCGUGCGCGCACCCAUGCUCGAUUGACAGAAGGGAGACAAAUGAAAAACACGAGAAAAACUAAUAACGCUCGUGUAGAGUUUGAAAUACACGUGUGUUUACCAUGACGAUUUGAGUCUCUGGAUUUUUCGCCACUCGACUUAUUCACGAAAUAUUCGAAAUUGCUAUGCCCCCGGUGCAUUUUUAUUAAGGCAUCUGAAGAGGCAAAUGGGUCCAUAUUAAAUAUAGGACUACGAAUAAUAGGAGAAGGCGAUCAGAUAAAUUUUGUUUUUGCUUCAUUGUCACGAUUAGAACAAACAAUAAGAACAAAGAUGGAUUUGUACGUGCAAAAAUUGGAAAGAUCGAAGAAGAGGGAGAGAGAGACUAAACGCGAUAUAAUUCUUGAAAAAGGGGGCGCCGCCGUAGUCACAUGGCUGUGCAUGACAGAGCAAAGCUCAGUAUCUUAUUUUUGUAUGGUUAAAUCAUUCGUUGAUCGUAUCAACGAACGAUUAAUAGUGAAGAGAAAAUAAGAGUGAGAAAGCAAGCUAGAGAAGACAAAAUUUAGAGAAGACGUAAUAAAAAUAACGAGUUUAUUGAACGAAGGACAAGAAAAUUGUUUAAUAAUUAUGCAAUUGGCCAUCGAGUGGCCUCUCACCCUUUUUUUACGCAAAAUGUCGUGCAGGCACGUGUGCAGGCUGCAAUAAGGCUGAAAUAAAAUAGAAAAGAGUGAAUUCUUGAGAGAGAGAAAGAGAGAGAGAGAGCGAGUGAGAAAGAAAAUAAUAAGCAAACAAAUGAAUCAAAGAGAAAUCUCGUUGUCCGUUUGUUUUUCUGAGUUUAACUGCAGAGCGAGUUGAAUUUCGACCACUUUUACGUUUAGUCAUUAAAGAAGAGGGGAAUUUGAAGUUGAUGAAAAAAAAAUAAAUAAAUAAAUAAAGCAAAACGAUACUAAACAAAUCGAAGAUUAUAUGAAGAAGAAAUGAAGAAACAAACACGAAGUAACACAAGCAUUACUUACGAAUGUUUGUAAGCUGUCUAUUAAUUACGAAAAUGAAAGACAAACAUGAUUAAUAAUAUUACUCGCGAAUUAUUACCGAAUACUACUGCAAUCAAUAACGAAAUAACGAUGCAUCUAAACUUAACCUAUACGCAACUAUUAAAUACUAUGAGAUGAAGAAAAUGAAGAACAAAAAGAUGUAACACAUUACGAGGCUAGCAGUCCGCGCGUGCACGUUUCAAAAACACACGUUCUUAUAAGCUCAUACUACAGGGGGACGGGAAACUAAACAUGUAUUAAUUAAUGAAUAUAACAAGGAGAAAACCGUGAAAAAAUAAGAUUUAAAGCGUGAAAAACAUUUAAAGUGAGAAACUCAAAAUUCUCUAUGAUUUUUUUCAAUCAAAGAGACCGAAGACAAAUCUCGAGCGUAGUUCACACUACCGUAUUUUCCCCUUCAAUUUUCUUCGUUUUUUCUUCCGUUCAUUAUUUCUCGUAAGUAACUCCAAGAACCGCCAAUUUUGCUCGAGUAACGAGACAAAAACGAGCAAUUGUGCUUGAUAUCGUGCCACCUCCCGAAACACUUCGCACGAAACGUAUAAAUACUAUCUAAUAAAUAUAUUGAGUGCACAUUCGUCAAUGCUCGAUCGUGAUUUUUUUCUGAUAUAUACAAGCACGUAUAUAUACAUAAAUAUACAUAUUUUUUUAUAUACGUAUGUAUGUUUAUAUACGUCAUGAAUUAUGUGUAUCCUUUCAUUAGUAAUAAUUCAAAUGAAUUGAGUUUUCUACGUCCGGAUCUCGUAAGAUUCGAAGAAAAAAUCACCUCCACGAGAAUAUAAAAAUGGAAUGAAAAAAGGAAGGAAAAUAAGAUCGUCAAGUAAAAGUUUCGUUCGGUUUUCGUCACCUUCAAUCGUUUUAUUAUUCUCUUCACAUUAUCUUUAUUGUAAUUGUUAUUAUUAUGAUUAUUAUUAGCAAACUCUGUUUUUUUUUUCUUCGUAUCGUACUACGUGUAACGUUGUAACUGUAUCGGUUACAUACUUCGGUGUAAUGUUACUCGAAUCGCGGUUCCUCUACGAAUAAAGAGAAGAGAAUAAAUUGAGAAUAUAGAAGAAGAGCGAGAAACACGGAGUAUCUCGUUUUUGUAUAACGAGUCAAGAAAUCUCUUCGUCCCGCCCCCGAUCUACGAGAGCCCAUUGAUUUAAUAAAACGUGUUUUGUGCCCCCUCCCUCCCCCGCCCCUUCUCGCCGACCCAGUCGCCCCGCCGCCGUUCUCCGCGCGAAUCGUUCGGAAUUUGGUCCCUACACGAGAAACACCCCAUUUUCGAUGUUCGCGAGGCUCGAAAGAAUAAAAGAUUUUUGUUUUUGUUUUCCGUUUGACAGUGCGCCUCGGGCGUUUCGUCUCGAUCGACGAAAAAUCGAGGAUAGAGUGUGAUUAUUAAAAAGUUGUAAAAUUUUCAUUCAGAUAAAUGAAUAACCGAGCGUCGAAAAAGUCUGGAGGCUCCCGCACAUUUGUGUAUACCCGCUAUCGAGUAUUUCCGUGGUACCGUUUUCGCCCGCGCACAGACACGCGUCUCACCACCUCCGCGACGUCCCAGUUGAGUGUAAUAAUUUAGGUGGGGAAGAAAUUGAGCGAAGGGGGAUUUGAAAAAUCGUAAUUUCAUUGGACCCUUGAAAUUCUGCAGAAAUCUGAAACCCUCGACCUCCCGAGGGCACGCUUCGUAUUCGCUCAUUCGUCAAUUCAUUUUUCGUAACCUUUCACCGACUUAACACCGAGAAUCUUCUGUACCGUCGAGAACACGAUAAUUCAUUGGAAAUGAAUAGAAACGGAAGAACAUUUUUUUUCAACGAAACUUUAGCACGACGCGCGGUUUCACAGUCGUAUCGAUAGCGGGUGUGCGCGUAGUUCUGUGAUAUGUAAGAUGUAGGCACAUAGAUGAGAAUGAUUUACGAAAAAUCCACUGUUCUAUUGUGCAACAUGAUCGAUGAAAAAAAAAAAAAGAAUAAUAACGUAUAUAUAUAGGGAACGGUAUCUCAUCAAUUUUAUAUAUGUGGUACAAUCAUAUCAUGUUUAUUCUCGAUGCAAAUCCUGCUGUUGAAACGGGGCAAAAAAAAGGGGAGCGGCAAAAUAAUAAGGAAGCGGAUAAAUGAGUUAAAGUGUUAAAUAAAAAAUGAAGUAACAGACGAUGAUUGAGACAUUCAUUUCGCGAGAGUCCUCCCACAAGACAAAUCGACAAGUUUAAUAAAGCGAUUCACAAAUGAUAGGUCCAACGAAAAGAAAAAUCAUUUUCAAACGAGGUGGUCGAAAUAUUUAUGACGAGAAAUGAAAAGAAAAAUAAAGUAAUAAAAGUGGGGCAAAGACGAGGAUUGUAAACUCUUCUUAAAUGAUAAUUCUCUUAUUGAACAUCGAUCGUUAGGGGAUUUACAGAAGAAACUGCUGUAGCUAAACUAGCUGAAAAAAAAAAACAAAUUAUUUUUCAAUAUGAUAAAUUGAAACGAAAUAGUUUCUCGCUAGGAAAAAAGAAACAAAAACAACAACAAGUUACAACAAAUAAGUGAAACAAGUAUUACUAUUUGUCAGUAAGAAAUUAUUUUCUUUCAACUUGUAGGAGAUAUCUCGUACUCGAACAAAAGUCCCCCUAUCGUGCACACGACGAAAAGAAAACUGAAACUUCACACUUUUACACUCACACAACGCCACACUCACACACACACUGAAGUGCGACAGCGCAAUUAGCGUGUUGCGAACUGAUGAGAAAGAUAGGCGUGCUUGUUGAAAGCAAAGAAAAUGGGAUAAACGAAAGAUGAGAAAAAACUUAGUAUUUCCAUGAAAUUUCGAACUCAAGCUUCGAUGAGAAUGAGAAUUUCGUGUUUAUGAAAGAGAGAAUAAAAACGCCCGAAUUUUUCAUCCGAAGCUGCAAUUGUGCACGUCGAAAUGAGCAUUGGUCAUUCUAAUUAAAUCCGCCAAAAAACAAACUUUAAACGAAUACGAGAAGAAUAAGAAGUGCAUGAGUAAAAUAAUGAUUUUGGUGCGCGUUGAUUGUCGCCUCUCAGUAAAAGCCGGUGGAAGUUAUGAUUCAUAUUGUCCAACGAGAUUGACGAAUUGCUAAUGAAACUCGAGUACCUUCAAUAAACAUUAUGCUGAGCUCUGUGAUAUCGCGUACAUUAAAAGAAGAAGAAAAAAACAUAAUAAUGAGAGAGAGAGAGAGAAAAAAAAAGAAACUUUUUUAAUUAUUCUAAACGUAAAAAUACGCAUAUUGUAAUGUUAACGAAGUAAUUAUCUCCUUUAUACAAGACUGAAGUAAAGAAAGAUGAGGAAGAAGGAAAGAGAGAGAGAGAGAGAGAGAGAGAAAGGGAGUGGGAAUACAAAAGAAAACGAGAAACAAAACCACUCGCCAAUUUGUAUACGAGUUUAGCAGCAACAAGUACACGUUCGCAUACUGUAAAAUUAAUAACGAAGAUAAACAAAGGAAAAAAAUAUCGAUCUAAUUGUACAUCUCGUUAUCUCAGAACACAAUAUAUUUUAUAACGUUAUUCGUACGCCUUCUUGUAAAAGAGACUGAAGACAAAAAAAUGAUAUUGAAUUAGCACCGUUGAAAUGAACGUGAAAGUGUUUUUUCGGUUAGCUUUAUUUUUUUUUCAUAAUUUCCAAAUUUUUCUACUCUUACCAGACCGCUUGGAGAAAGUUUAACGAAUUUUCGUAAUUUUUCACAACUGCAAGUUUUGAGCACUGCUCAUAGGAAAGAAAACAAGUUUCAUCGCAUUUUUACGAUGCUGAAUUCAAUUCCAUUACGAUAAAAAAAAAAAAAAUAAAAAAAAAACGUUAUCGAAGGUGCGAAUACCGAAAAGGCUAUAAAAUAAUAUUGCGUUAUAUCUCUCGAUAAUGAAACAACUUUUGGUCUUGUACAAUUAAAUAUUGAGAAACGAAAAAGUAAUGUCUUGCCGAUCACUGUUCGGUUUUUAUUUCGUUGCACUCUCUUUAUAUAAAUACACAUAGACAAACACACGAAUGCAUAAGUUUUUUGCAAAAGUAUGAAACUUCCCUCAUUGGCACGGCCAACCUCGUUGCUCGGUUGAUCCGAUCAUUUUUCGACGUUCGAUAGAAACAAAUUUUUUUAACGUAUAAAAAGUAUAUAAGAAACGGCGGACAAUCUUAGAUUAGUUUUGAAAAAAAAAAAUAAAUAAAUAAAUAAAUACAAAAAAGCUCUCCGAAUGAGUUUUUUUCUUAUAACGAUUAAAUUAGUUACUUGAGUUUUGUAAAUCAAAAGAUUCUGGCUUUUUUGUCUCUCACGCGAAUUAUCAAAUGAAAAUGAAAAAUAAAAGAAAUAAAAAAACGAAACUAAACAAAUGAUGUUUCGAUAAAACAAAUUGUACUAUAAUCUCAGCAGUGUGCUGAUUGUGUGCUAUGCUACUAGAUUCCAACUCCUACCUUUCUCGUGCGUGUGUGACACACUAUAGACACAACAGCGCGCCACGAAUAACAUUGGCUCUGUUUCAUUUUGAAAAAAGAUGAAAAAGAAAACAAAGAAAUGAUGAAUUUGAAAAAGUAAACGUACACGAGAGCUGACAAAAAUGAGCGAAAAUAUUACAUUCGAAAGUAGUACCUGUGCAUCGUUGCGACAAAAUAUUCUUUACUCUGUUCAAUAUUAUAAUUGUCUAAUUUGUGUGUGUACACGAGAGAGCGUCGAUUUUCUCGGGGAUUUCUUUAUAAUGAUAAAUCUCUUAAGGAAAUUCAGUUUACUUUCUCUUUUUUAUUCUGUUCGUCCAUUUUUCGUUCAAUUAUCAUUUUUCCUUAUUUUUUUUAUUAUUAUAAUUUUUGUUUUCCGAGGCCCGUUCAGCGAGUACUCUCUCUGUAUCUCUGGAAAAAAAAAAGAAAAAAUGUACAACGAUGUGGUGAUUUUUGCGAUCGGCUAGAAAAAACAAAAUGCUUCGCGUAGACAUGUGUCGUUUUCUCUUGAGAAUAAAUGUUAAGAUUUUCGAGUAAAUUGAAGAAACAAAUAAUUUUUUCAAGAUCGACUCUGACAGUGAGGUUUUGGCUCACAAACUUCGAGUUGAAAAUUUUGUGUUGGUUUUUUAAAAUUUUUCUUACUAUCGUACUAAAUUAUUUCGGACUACUUGUUUGGUCCUAAAUAGUUUUCACUACAAGUCCUGCUUGAUUAAUAUUUAAAGGAGUUAUCAAGGAAGAGCACAUGUUUUUUCUCAAGUGCACUCACUAACACGACUAUUGGGAACGUUGUAUUUAGCUAGAAUCUAGUCAAAAUUAUUGUAAUGUCACUUCUGUUCGUGGUUUUAUUGUUUUCAUUUCGUCUCGUUGGAAUUAAGCUUAAAACGAGACGUUCGAUAGAAUCGUCAGAAUGCAAAAGAAAACCUCGUUUUUUUGCUCGAGAUGAUUCUCAAGACGUAUAUGUAUCGUAUAAUGUGACAUUUAGUAAGGUCGUCUCAGGUCUGCAAGAAAAAGAAAAAAGACAAUACGUAAACAAGAGACUUGUUGAAAGAAGAAAAUAAUCGAGAUGAUCUUUUUCCUAUUUUUUAAUUUCUCGUUUUCGAAGGAGCCGCCUUCGUCGAAUUCUCGUUGAGCAGCCGAUAAUUUGCUCAAUACAAUCAAACUCCUGAAAAGUGAUAUUAUAAGUAUAAAAAAAGGAAACGAGAUUAAAGAAAAACGAGGUAUUUCUCGUGUGUAAAAAAAAAUUAACAAACUUGGAUAAGUUUUUAUAUUUGAUACUAGUUUACGAUAUGCAAGAAUAUUUCAAUGAAACCCAAUGAAUUUUUGAAGUUAAGGAAAUAAAAAGCACAUGAGUUUUCGCGAUAAUGUUCCCUGGUCGUUGUCCGAGUGUUUAUUCCAGUUAUACUAUUAAAUUUUUCAAAGAUGCGAGAGAGAGAGAGAGAGAGAAAUGAUUAUUGUAAAGGAGCCUAUUUAUUUUUUGACCAUGACAUAAUUUCAGGAAGACAGAAAGAGAGAGAGAAAACAACGUGAUAUUAAGCAAUGUGUACGUGGUAAUAUGAAUAUAACAGCCGCAGCCCUCGCUGAGAACUACAUUUAAAAAAAAGAGGUUUAUGCCCCUCGCAAACCGUUAAAAGAAAACACUUAUUGCCCCAUAAUAAGUAGUCACGUUAUUUAAACACGAAUUAUCAUUUUUUUCAAACGUAAAACAAAGGAGACAAACUCGUUAAUAAUACUAAGACCCCCGGAAGUAAGAAUGUUGGACGAAAAAAAGUAACAAUUAAAUAAUUAAAGAGAAAAAAAGAAACAAUAAGGAAAUACUGCUCUACAUUCAAAUUCUCUUCUGUAGGUUUCACUAAAGUGCAUUUCUUGUAUGUUAUACAGUAUUAUGAUAGAAAAUAAAAUGAUAAACCUAUUGCAA
Venturia canescens is the source of this 11251-nucleotide messenger RNA. RefSeq names its product DEAD-box ATP-dependent RNA helicase 20-like. The coding region runs from base 285 to 2483 and encodes 732 amino acids. The transcript has 4 exons. Lineage: Eukaryota; Metazoa; Arthropoda; Insecta; Hymenoptera; Ichneumonidae. The record is from RefSeq and is a predicted model, not a curated record. Gene Ontology annotation, molecular function: RNA helicase activity; ATP binding; RNA binding. Gene Ontology annotation, cellular component: cytoplasm; ribonucleoprotein complex; nucleus.